GCGGGGCUUGAGCUCGCUGCCCCCCUUGCCCCCAACGCCGAGCGCGGAACGUGCGCCUGCCAGCAGGGCCGCGGGGAUUGGGUGAGUGCCGCGCAGGCGCGUUGCUUGGCGGUGGCUGGUGAAGGUUGGUGCGGGGCCAUGGAGCGGGGCAGCGCAGCCGAGGGGCCGCUGGAGCAGCGGCCCGAGGGGGAAGGGGGUCUGCAGCCGGAGCCGCCCCCGCGGCCCCAGGAGGAGGCGGAGGCGCCGGCCCGGCCCCAGGAGGAGGCGGCGGAGGCGCUGGUCCGGCCCCGGCCCCAGGAGGAGGAGGAGGCGGCGGCGCUGCCCCCGGAGAAGCGCAGGAAGCUCCUGUGCGCCGAGUUCGCCUCCAUCACCAGCAGCGACCUGGCCCUGGCUCGCUGCUGCCUGGCGGACAACGACUGGCACAUGCAGAGGGCGCUGAACUCCUACUUCGAGCCGCCCGUGGAGCAGCGAGACGUGGGCGGGAGCCCCCCGGCCCGGGCCCCGACGGAGACCUGCAUUGACCUGACUGCUGAUGUUACUACUAGUAGUGCUGGAGUCAACAACUCAGACUGCAGGCAACAAGAAGAUGAUAGCAGGUUCUCUUUACUUACCUGGAAUAUUGAUGGUCUGGAUCUAGGAAAUCAGCAAGACAGAGCUAGAGGAGUCUGCUCUUAUUUAGCAUUAUACAGUCCAGAUGUGGUGUUUUUACAGGAGGUUAUUCCACCAUACUUGAGUUACCUACAGAAGAGAGCAGUCAGUUACACAAUCAUUCCAGGUAAUAUAGAUGGUUAUUUCACUGCCAUAAUGCUGAAAAAAUCAAGAGUGAAGUUUUUAAGGCAAGAAAUAAUACCUUUCCCAACAACCUCCAUGAUGAGAAAUCUAUUAGUUGUGCAUGUGAAUAUAUCUGGUAAUGAACUCUGCCUUAUGACUUCCCAUCUAGAGAGCACAAAAGGUCAUGCCAAGGAACGCCUAAACCAACUGAGGCAGGUGUUAAAGACAAUGCAGGAGGCAUCAGAGUCAACUACUGUUAUAUUUGGAGGGGAUACAAACCUAAGAGACCACGAGGUUACUCAAAUAGGUGGCUUACCUAACAAUAUUUUGGACAUAUGGGAAUUUUUGGGCAAACCAAAGCACUGCCGUUAUACAUGGGACACAAACUGCAAUUCUAACCUGGAUGCAAAUUUCAAAUGUAAGUUGCGAUUUGAUCGCAUAUUCUUCCGAACUGCAGCAGAAGGGGGACAAAUUAUUCCACGGAGUUUGGACUUAAUUGGACUAGAAAAAUUAGACUGUGGUAGAUUUCCCAGCGAUCACUGGGGUCUUUUGUGUGAUUUUGACGUGAUACUAUAAAGAAAACAAAGUCUGUUUAUUAUUGCAAAAGCUCUUGCAUCUUUUAACCUUUGGAUUUCACAAAAAUUAAAUUCUAAGUUUACAUAAGAUUUAUUUUACAAUCCUAAGGCGUUACCCACUCAUUUAACAUCUGCUGGGAUGACUGUAUAGUAAAAAGCCAAAACGUUUUUAUUUUCUUUGUAUGCAUUCUAGCAGACUUUUUAAAAUAUAUAUUUUAAUGUGGCAAUAAAGUACAGACAUACGAACAAAAUCCAUUUUUAAAUGGAAGAGACAAUCUCAAAUAUAAUCCAUCAGAAUUAAAGCAUUGUCAUUCACGCUCUUUUUCUUUUAUCACUCUUUGUUGUAAUAAUCUCAAUAAAUUGUAAAUUUUUUAGG
Messenger RNA from Mauremys reevesii (Reeves's turtle), 1722 nucleotides. It is a transcript of the gene TDP2, whose product is annotated as tyrosyl-DNA phosphodiesterase 2. NCBI's taxonomy places the organism in Eukaryota, Metazoa, Chordata, Testudines, Geoemydidae. The transcript is spliced from 7 exons. Gene Ontology annotation, molecular function: protein binding; single-stranded DNA binding; 5'-tyrosyl-DNA phosphodiesterase activity. Gene Ontology annotation, biological process: double-strand break repair. The record is from RefSeq and is a predicted model, not a curated record. Gene Ontology annotation, cellular component: cytoplasm; PML body. Bases 139 to 1347 code for a protein of 402 amino acids.